AUGGCUACUUCCAGGCUUUCUUGUUUGACCAGAUUGCGGCCAGGAUAUCGCACUCCGACAUUUCUUGUUCAUAGACUCAAUUUCGCAAGUCAGACGCCCCGUUUAUGGAGUGGGGGCGACUUCAAAUACAGAAAGGAUGAUGAGGUUGAAUACACUGAACAACAUGUCAAGAGAUGGAAGUCUUGGAUGGGCGACGAGUAUGCGAAGUAUAAGAACGAUGAACUGAUCGCUUGGCGCAGACCCUUCGAUGAGUUGUCUAAAGGAGGGCUUAUUAAUGUAAACAACUUUAUGAAAAUAGUCAAGAAUAAGGUCGGAAGCACGGUGCCUCCCAAGUCCCUCCAUACCUACGCUAUGAAGCUUUGGCGAGAGUGGGAUGAGGAUCAGUCUAAUUUCAUCGACUUCGCUGAGUUCAUCCACCACAUGAAGAUCUUCGACAUGCAUCUGUUGAAGAGUGCUCUACGUGAAGAGUCGAAAGCAGCCGACACGUUUGAGACUUAUAAGAACCCCAACAGUGGAAAGCUGGAUGAAGACGGAUUGUUCGAGAUUAUGGUGGCCAACAACUUCCUCGUUACCACUACCACCGAUGCUGAGAACAUACUGGCUCAAGUAGGAGACGGCAAAUCUUUAUCGAAAGAAGAAUUCCUUCGAUGGAUCAAUGAAGAUUGA
This is a messenger RNA of Perkinsus marinus ATCC 50983, 666 nucleotides long. RefSeq lists its product as hypothetical. NCBI's taxonomy places the organism in Eukaryota, Perkinsozoa, Perkinsida, Perkinsidae. The record is from RefSeq and is a predicted model, not a curated record. Gene Ontology annotation, molecular function: calcium ion binding. The transcript has 8 exons. The coding region runs from base 1 to 666 and encodes 221 amino acids.